UAAGUUUUAAGGAAGUUUUCAUUAUAUAUAACUUAACAAUACUUUGCAAUUUUAAAGCUCACAAUAUAUUAGGCCUAUUAAAAUCUCACGCUUGUAAUAGCUACUCCUUGUUUUAAUUUCUUUAUUACAAUAUAAAUAUUUCUUACAAAAAUAUAGAUUUAUAUAUUUCAUACAAGUCAGACAUAGCCCGUUACUUUAAUUUACAGCUUAUAAUAUCCGACAUUAAGAGCUUAAUUUAGCGGGCUCCAUUCAUAACGUCAGUGCUUAAUUAUCGGGUUUAAUUGACGGCGCUUUUAUUGUCACCGUCAGCGGGAUGUAACCGGAUCCGGCGAUCGGGGCUUGAAUGAACCACCCCGCGAAUGAAUGGGGGUGUAACGGGGGCAGGGCAGCCUGCCCGGUGCUGGCAGCGGGGAAAGCGGUGCCAUACGGGCUUCUGGGGCCCUGGGGGAAAAGGGGAGAGAAACGAAAUACAGGCACCGCAGCACCUCGGCGAACACCAUGAACUACGUGGGCCACCUGGCGGGCCAGGUACUGGUGACGGUGCGGGAGCUGUACAAGGGCAUCAACCCGGCCACGCUAUCAGGCUGCAUCGACGUCGUGGUGGUGCACCAGCAGGACGGCUCCUACCAGUGCUCCCCCUUUCACGUGCGCUUCGGAAAGCUGGGAGUGCUGCACUCCAAGGAGAAGUUGAUUGAUAUCGAAGUCAAUGGUGAGCCUGUGGAUCUGCAUAUGAUGCUGGGAGACAGUGGUGAGGCCUUCUUCGUGGAGGAGAUAGAGAAGCAAAAUGAGACUGUCCCCAUCCACCAGGUUUCCGAACUCAUGGAAGACCCUGCGUUCAAGCGACAGGAGCCACGGUCAGUGUCAUCGGAUCCUGAAGGCCUUGGGCAGCCGGAGUGGCCGUGGAGUCGGGCCCCUGGCGAGCACAGAGACGGCAGUGAGGACCCACUGCCAAGCACGGCCUCGGCGAGGAAGAAGAAGCGAAGGAGGAAAAAGCUGAAGGCGGACCAUCGGAAGGAGGAUCCGGCGCCCCCUGCUGGUGGGGAGGAAAUCUUUGAAAUGGACCUCAGCUCUGAUGAGGACCAGGCAAUGCAGAGUGCAAGGGUGUCCCUCAGCCUGAUGAAGGAGCACAAACAGUCCAUCCACGAGUCGCUGGACAGUUACUCCCUCUCGGAUGGGGACUGUGUCCCCGCUCACAGUCUGGCCGGACCACAGACGUUCUCACCGAAGAGUGACUCGGAGCUGGAACUGAAGACCUCCGACAGCCUGCUGAGGGCGCAGUCCCACAUCGAGUGGGCAUGGGGCGAGCUCCCAGAAUCCACCUGGGGCCUGCCAAAGGAGUUCCUUGAGCCACCGAAGGCCAUUGCCUGCCCUGUCAGCGAGUCCUCCUCCAAGAAGAAAGGGGUCCCAAAGCGGAGUGAGCACCAGGGCCCCGAGGACAUAUACCUGGAUGACCUGAAGGAGCUUGGCCCGGAUGUGGCUGCCCGCUACUUCCCCAGGAGCCAGGUGGAUUCUGGUCCUAGACAGUGGGCGGAGCCUGUGCGGUGGGCGGAGCCACCCCAGUCAGUGAGCUGUGUGGGGGCCGACAGUGGGACCGAAUGCCUCUCCGACUCCGCCAGUGACUUGACAGAGGUCACGCUAUCGCUGUGCGGGGGACUCGGCGAGAAUGCAGACAUCUGCAAAGAGAAAUUUUUGCAGCAUAUCAUUAAAUAUCAUGAGUUCGUGGAAAACCCCAGUAUCAUCGAUAAUCCCAACCUGGUUGUCAAAAUCGGGAACAGGUACUACAACUGGACUUUGGCUGCCCCAUUGGUGCUCAGCUUGCAGGCCUUCCAGAAGAGCUUGCCUAAGAGCACCGUGGAGACCUGGGUGAAGGAGAAGAUGCCCAAAAAGUCUGGAGGGUGGUGGUUCUGGCGGAAACGGGCCGAUGUCACCUCCAAGCAGUCAGAGACUAAGUUGGAGUCGAAGGAGUCCCUGGGUAGAGAGGAGCCCUCCCCCAUGCAGCCAAGCCCCCCCUCCCAGGCCCAAGCCAGGGACUCCAGUGACGAGGAACCCCAAAACAAGGACGUAUCUGCCAGGCCGGACCACAGACCACCUGGACACCAGGAGCCUCCCGCUGCCCGUGCCUAUAAGAAGUCUCUGAGACUUUCCUCAGAGCAGAUCGUCUCCCUGAGGCUGAAGGACGGCCCCAACGAUGUCACCUUCAGCAUCACCACGCAGUACCAGGGCACCUGCCGCUGCGAGGGCACCAUCUAUCUGUGGAACUGGGACGACAAAGUGGUCAUCUCCGACAUUGACGGGACCAUCACCAAGUCAGACGUGUUCGGGCACAUCCUCCCCCAGCUGGGCAAGGACUGGACCCACCAGGGCAUUGCCAAGCUCUACCACUAUAUACACCAGAAUGGGUACAAGUUCCUGUACUGCUCUGCGCGAGCCAUUGGCAUGGCGGAUAUGACUCGAGGCUACCUGCACUGGGUAAACGACGGGGGCACCAUUCUGCCCCGGGGUCCCCUUCUGCUGGCUCCCAGUAGUCUCUUCUCUGCCUUACACAGGGAGGUCAUCGAGAAGAAGCCGGAGGUCUUCAAGAUCACAUGUCUCACUGACAUCAAGAAUUUGUUCCUUCCCAACAAGCAACCUUUCUAUGCCGCUUUUGGGAACAGGAGUAACGAUGCACUGGCCUAUGAGCAGGUGGGUGUACCACAGUGCCGGAUAUUCACGGUGAACCCGAAGGGCGAGCUUAUUCAGGAACAGACCAAAGGGAACAAGUCUUCGUACUGUCGGCUGAGCGAGCUGGUGGAGCACGUCUUUCCCCUGCUGAGCAAGGAACAGAGCUCUGCCUUCGACUGCCCUGAUUUCAGCUCCUUCUGCUACUGGAGGCAGCCAAUCCCUGAGCUCCUGCCUGAGGAUCUUCUAUUAGCGUGACCCAAAGAGCCCACGAACCCAGAUCCCUUCCUCGAUGCUGCUCUGGAUCUCUGCACCCUGCCACACCUGGGUGAGGUAUCUAAGCAGGUUAAAUGUCAGUGUGAGUCCGCUCCUGGGUACAGGUGCAUGUCAUGCCGUAACGUCACCGGGUGAGUAACCUGUACAUUAUGCAAGAUGGAGGGCUUAAUGAUACAGUUGGGGUUGGAUGUGACCCACUCAGGACUUUAGGGCAGAAGGGAAGCCCGCUUUCAGGACCCUGCACUGAUAUGUCAGAAGUGUCCCUCCAUCGCACAACCAAUCCUGACAUCUUGGUGUUUUUUUUUUUUUUUUUUUAAGACGCUGUAAAAUACUUUGGAUAGCUCUUGCUAGGACCCAAACCAUCAAACCGGCCCCGUCCAUUUUUUCCCAUAGCUGUCCAGCGGAUUUGCCUGCUUUAAAGCAAUUAUAUCAUUCUCUUUUCUUGCACAUCUAAUGCACCAAAUUCAAAACACAUCUAGACCGGCAGUAUGUAGAGCUGCUGUGAGAGGGGAUUUCCUCCUUUGGUAUUGAUUAGUAAUGUGUGUGUCUGUUUUUAAAAGCCCUGAGAGUGAGUGUGUGUUCCAGUCUUUAACCUGUAGGUCUGUUCUUUCUGUGAAAGUAAUAUUCUGGUGUGGAACCAUCAAACGCUGCUUUCUUAAAGGUAGAGCUCAUGUUUGUAUGGCUUUUAUUCUCUGUAGAGGUAAUGAGAGUAAAACUAACAUGUGCCUCAAACUUCAAUGCCUUAUGUAAGGGUUAAUGGUAAAAAAAAAAAGGUCAAAUUCUAUUUUUAAUGUAAAUCGUAUCACUUACUGUAAGAGAGAAAAAUUAUAUAUUCAUAAACCAAAU
Messenger RNA from Paramormyrops kingsleyae, 3780 nucleotides. Its product is annotated as phosphatidate phosphatase LPIN2-like. The record is from RefSeq and is a predicted model, not a curated record. Gene Ontology annotation, cellular component: endoplasmic reticulum membrane; cytosol; nucleus. Lineage: Eukaryota; Metazoa; Chordata; Actinopteri; Osteoglossiformes; Mormyridae. Gene Ontology annotation, biological process: triglyceride biosynthetic process; fatty acid catabolic process; cellular response to insulin stimulus. Gene Ontology annotation, molecular function: phosphatidate phosphatase activity; transcription coactivator activity.